Dentiscutata heterogama is the source of this 318-nucleotide messenger RNA. The record is from the annotation of a GenBank genome assembly. Lineage: Eukaryota; Fungi; Glomeromycota; Glomeromycetes; Diversisporales; Gigasporaceae.
AAUCAUACUAAAAUCCUUUCUCAAGUCUCUAAUAUUGAAUCAGUUUCUUCUUUUAAUGAUAAUACUCCAACUUUGAGAGAACUUAACCAAAAAAUUUUAGCUUUUAACUUAUCUAAUCCAAUGUUAGCAGAAGAAUUUUUAAAUCACCUACAAAAAAAAAUAAUCUAUGAAGUUUCUGAUGAUGAUAAAAUUAUUGAAGAGCUUGUUGAAUUAUAUAAAAAACUAUUAGAAGUACAAGAUAAUAAUUAUGACAAAGAUGAUGAUAGUACAGAACCUUUAAUUAUAAAUAUUCAAGAUGCUUUAAGAUUUUUAGAAAUU